This is a messenger RNA of Coniosporium apollinis CBS 100218, 774 nucleotides long. RefSeq names its product 60S ribosomal protein L7. The record is from RefSeq and is a predicted model, not a curated record. The coding region runs from base 1 to 774 and encodes 257 amino acids. Gene Ontology annotation, cellular component: cytosolic large ribosomal subunit. Gene Ontology annotation, biological process: maturation of LSU-rRNA from tricistronic rRNA transcript (SSU-rRNA, 5.8S rRNA, LSU-rRNA). Gene Ontology annotation, molecular function: structural constituent of ribosome; RNA binding. NCBI's taxonomy places the organism in Eukaryota, Fungi, Ascomycota, Dothideomycetes. The transcript has 7 exons.
AUGUCCCACACAAAGCACGCCGGUACGGUCAAGGUCUCGGUCCCGACCCAAGACCAGAUCCUGGUGCCCGAGACUCUCCUCAAGAAGCGCAAGAGCCAGGAGAAGGAGCGAGAGAGCCGGGCUGCCGACCUUCAGAAGCGUCGUGAGGCCUCCAAGGAGAAGCGCAAGGUUCUCUUCCAACGCGCCGAGAAAUACGUCAAGGAGUACCGCGACCAGGAGCGGGAGACGAUACGGCUGAAGCGCGCGGCGAAGCAGGCGGGCGAGUUCUACGUGCCCGCUGAGAACCGCCUUGUCUUCGUUGUCCGCAUCAAGGGUAUCAACAAGAUUGAUCCCAAGAAGCGGAAGACGCUGCAACUGCUGCGUCUCCUUCAAAUCAACUCCGGAGUAUUCGUGCAGUUGACCAAGGCCACUUCCGAGAUGCUUAAGAUCGUCGAGCCCUUUGUUGCCUACGGCUACCCGAACCUGAAGACGGUGCGCGAACUCAUCUACAAGAGGGGGCACAUCAAGAAGGAGAAGCAGCGCAUCCCCUUGACCGACAACACACUCGUUGAGGAGGUGCUCGGCAAGUACGGCAUCAUCUCAGUGGAGGAUAUCAUCCACGAGAUCUUCACUGUCGGACCGAACUUCAAGCAGGCCUCGAACGCUCUCUGGCCGUUCAAGCUGAGCAACCCCACCGGCGGCUUCCGCACCAGGAAGUUCAAGCACUUCGUCGAGGGCGGUGAUCUUGGCAACCGGGAAGAUCACAUCAAUGCUCUCAUUAAGCAGAUGAACUAG